UGAAGCACUCGUCUCUCAUUCACGCUCGCGCAACACACUAAUUCAACAGCUUGGUUUCGCUACUACACUCACCUCGGUCACGCGACCAUCAUAUUCCCCACUAUCCCAACAAUCUCCACGUCCAUCACCGCCUCCCACAUCGACGCCAAGAUGUCGCUAUGCAUGACCCGACUCAGCGAGGAGCGGAAGAACUGGCGCAAAGACCACCCAUUUGGCUUCGUUGCGCGACCGAUGAAGACCCCACAAGGCACUCUCGACCUCAAGCGAUGGGAUUGCGCCAUCCCCGGCAAGGACAAGACGAUAUGGGAGGGAGGGUUGUUCAAGAUGGAGAUGCAGUUUCCGGAUGAAUACCCAACCAAACCACCAAAAUGCAAAUUCAUUCCCCCACUCUUCCACCCCAACGUCUACCCCUCCGGCACCGUCUGCCUCAGCAUCCUCAAUGAAGAGGAAGGCUGGCGCCCGGCCAUCACACUCAAGGAGAUACUAAUCGGCAUCCAAAUGCUGCUCGAUGAAGUCAACCCGGAGUCGCCGGCCCAGGCGGAUGCGUACAAUCUGUUCAAGAGGGACAAGGCGGCUUAUGAGAAGAAGGUGCGGCAGGUGGUCAGGGAGAACCCGGCGCCAUAAAGCAUAAGGGAAAGGAAGUCUCUUCCGGGAGCGUGCUAGGACCGGGGGCACAGAAUGAGGUGAAUGAGGGUACGAUGAUUACGUGCGACGAGUUAUACCGGGUUUAGCGUGGCGUUGGGCUGGCUGGUGACGGAACUCUACCCAAUGUGGUAAGAUGUGCCUGCGGUAUAUACUGCUUAGGAUGAGAUACGCCGCGAAGAAGCUUUCCAUUGA
Baudoinia panamericana UAMH 10762 is the source of this 837-nucleotide messenger RNA. RefSeq lists its product as uncharacterized. Gene Ontology annotation, biological process: protein sumoylation. The record is from RefSeq and is a predicted model, not a curated record. Gene Ontology annotation, cellular component: nucleus. The transcript is spliced from 4 exons. Gene Ontology annotation, molecular function: SUMO conjugating enzyme activity. The coding region runs from base 151 to 624 and encodes 157 amino acids. NCBI's taxonomy places the organism in Eukaryota, Fungi, Ascomycota, Dothideomycetes, Mycosphaerellales, Teratosphaeriaceae.